GGGCUAGGCAGGCGCUGAGUGACUUCCGCUUUCCUGAGCACAGCAGCGGCAGUAGUGCUGAAAUCAGGGCGGAUUCACGGAGUCUGGAGAAAGAUGGACAGUCAGGGCAGGAAAGUGGUGGUCUGUGACAACGGGACAGGGUUUGUGAAGUGUGGCUAUGCCGGCUCUAAUUUUCCCGAGCACAUUUUUCCGGCUCUGGUCGGGCGGCCCAUCAUCCGCUCCACUGCCAAAGUUGGAAACAUUGAGAUCAAGGACCUAAUGGUGGGCACUGAAGCGAGCGAGUUGCGUUCCAUGCUGGAGGUGAACUACCCGAUGGAGAACGGCAUCGUGAGGAACUGGGAUGACAUGAAGCACCUGUGGGAUUACACCUUCGGCCCUGAGAAACUCAACAUUGACUCGCGAAACUGCAAGAUCCUGCUCACAGAGCCGCCCAUGAACCCCACCAAAAACAGAGAGAAAAUCAUUGAGGUGAUGUUUGAGACUUAUCAGUUCUCAGGGGUUUAUAUCGCAAUCCAGGCUGUACUCACUCUCUACGCUCAAGGUUUGUUGACGGGUGUUGUUGUGGACUCUGGUGAUGGCGUCACUCAUAUUUGUCCAGUGUACGAAGGUUUUUCACUUCCUCAUCUUACACGACGUCUAGACAUUGCUGGGAGAGACAUCACACGCUACCUCAUCAAGCUGUUGUUGUUGAGAGGUUACGCCUUCAAUCACUCGGCCGACUUUGAGACGGUGAGGAUGAUGAAGGAGAAGUUGUGUUACGUUGGCUAUAACAUCGAGCAGGAGCAGAAGCUCGCUCUGGAGACCACCGUACUGGUGGAGUCAUACACGCUGCCGGAUGGCAGGGUGAUCAAAGUGGGCGGCGAGCGCUUCGAAGCUCCUGAAGCUUUGUUUCAACCUCAUCUCAUCAAUGUGGAGGGAGUGGGUGUGGCCGAGCUGCUCUUCAACACCAUCCAGGCAGCCGACAUUGAUACCAGGGCUGAGUUUUACAAACACAUUGUUUUAUCGGGCGGUUCUACGAUGUAUCCCGGUCUGCCGUCUCGUCUGGAGCGUGAACUUAAGCAGCUGUACCUGGAGCGAGUGUUGAAGGGAGAUGUCGACAAACUCUCGAAGUUCAAGAUCCGCAUCGAAGACCCUCCACGGCGUAAGCACAUGGUGUUUUUGGGCGGAGCUGUUUUAGCGGACAUCAUGAAGGACAAAGACAACUUCUGGAUGACCCGAGAGGAGUAUCAGGAGAAGGGAAUGCGUGUUCUGGAGAAGCUCGGUGUCACUGUUAGAUAAAUCACCCACGCGUGCGCGUAUACACGUCCGCAUACACGCCCAUUCCAAACUUCACAUACUUGCACCCGCUGGCAUUUUCGCAGUAUAAACAUAUGGUUUUUUACAGAAAUGUAUACUUGAGGAUAACAAUAAAAUACUUGAACUUACUUUGCAAUCCAAAAAAAGUGCUCUGUUUGUACGACAUUCCAAACGUAACGAUUCGUAGGCGAACUGUAAACAAAAACUAAUAAAGUGAUUUGCUUAUGAAACCACCUGUUUACGCUGCCAAAAUCAAGCCUUAACAAUCCCUCUUGUUCAUGCAUCAUCAUAUCAUCAGCUCGUGUUUAUUUUGGUUGCUGUCCGCACCGUCACAAUGAAGAGAAAUGUCACUCGAGAGAGAGGAAACACAGGAGGAUGGAGGUGGUGUGCAAGCAGAGGGACUACACGAUGAAAUAGAUGUAUUUUUUAAAAACGAAUUAAAGUAAACAUUGUUUUUGUAAUAAUUAAAAAGCAACUGCAGCCAGUUUGCUAUUAAAAAAUAAAUAAACGAAUAAAGAUUUGUGCCCGACGGUAUUAUUAAAUAUAGACAUUCCUGUGAAGGCAGGCUGCUUUUGCUGAAUUGUCUACUUUCUUUAACUUGCUGUAUUAACUCUUUGUUUUUAAUCGCCACUUUUGGGCACUUAAUAACUAGGACCAACUUUCCCUAAAUAGCAUUUACCAGAAAAUAUGGGUACAGAGAAUCUCUACUGAUCCAUCUCUACAUGUUUAAUGAUAACUGCAUAGAUAUGGAAAGUUAAUAAUUGGAGGUGUUCACAUUAAUGGGGAUCAAUGUUUUUUUUUACAUUUUGAUCUAAAUGUGCACAGGGUUUCGUGAGAUUCGCAGCUGUGUUACGUGCAGAAGUAAAUCCAUGCGCAGUGCAGCGUAAUUGCAGGUAUCGGUCACGCGCGGCGCAGGUAUCCGAGCCUCUGGUCUUGAUUUUGGCUUUAAUUGGCGUGUCUCACAAUAACCCCGCGUCCUUCUCCCCGUGCAAUCAACCGCAAACCUGUUUAUUUAGUCUCCUAACAAGUAUCAGUCCUGCUCGCCAUUGUUUAUACUUUCUUCACCCUCAUUUUUUCCAUUACGUUUUUGCAUUUACGUUGGUUACGUUAGAUCCAUCAAAUGAUUGACAUACAUAGACACCGCAUUGAAUUCUGGGUCAGUGUCCUUGCCAUAUUUAGGAGUUUAUAUGCGUGUCUGUGAAUGAAAUGGUCUGGGAAUGAAGGGUGACAACAACGCUCAGACUCCCGGCGGGCGUUUCUGUGUCAGACGCUUCUCUCCAUGAUUGUAAUGAUUACCUGCCUAUUUGUAAUAUGAAUGACAUGAUGGUAUUAGAGAUGAUGAUGAUGAUAAUGUCAGUGUCUGUACUCACCUGUUGGAAGCUGAAUGUUUUUGUGUUCGGCUUUGCGUUUGCACACGUUCAGACUCUUCACACGGUUAACGAAUGAUUAAUUCACGCGCAUACACCAUUCCUGUGCCAUGAUUUGGUAUUGUAGUUGGACCAGACGUUUUGUUUGUUUGUUUGUUUGUUUGUUUUUCUGCCUUUUGUUUGUUUGUAGCGUACUGCCAGACUUGAUUUAAAUAAAGAAAAUUGAUUUAUAACUCAA
Molecule: messenger RNA, 2901 nt
Organism: Paramisgurnus dabryanus
Lineage: Eukaryota; Metazoa; Chordata; Actinopteri; Cypriniformes; Cobitidae
Source: RefSeq, a predicted model, not a curated record